CCCGUAGUCAGACAGAUAAAAGUCGUUUACACCUUAUAGGAAACCCAAGAGCGAGCUGAGGUAUUGCAAACCUGGAAUCAUAAUGGGAGCGGUCGGGAUUCGUACACGUUCAUAAUUUUUUAAAAAACGUCACGAUAUAUCACGAGGAAUAUGUAAUAUCAACUCCCCAGCGACUGACAACACUGUAUACAUACAUCCUCUUUGUAAAUCUACUUCCUUGUGUAUGUGUGUGUGUUGGUCGGAGACAUGGCGACGACUGAUGCUCCGUGCAUGCUACAUCUUUUGCUGGUCUGUUUCCUUCAGGCAUGUCUUUCUCAACACGCAUCAGCCUUGUGGCAGUGUCACUGUACGAGCGGAUGUGACGUCAACUUCCGGUGCUCUAGUGACUGUCUCCAGGGCUGGUCUGGCCCCACUUGUGAGAGACGGAACAUAGCUCUGAACAGACCAACACAACAAAGCAGCACUCUCAAUGACUGUAAGUGGGCGAACACCUCCAAGGGAGAGGUGUGUGGAGAAAAGAAUUCCUCCUUGGCUGUGGACGGUGUGGUCAGCAGCAACUACUGGUCAGGGACUUGUACACACACCGCACUUAACCAGACAUUAGCAUGGUGGACAGUGGACCUGGGAGAGACGCACCUCAUCACUAACCUCACAAUAUUCUUCUUACGUCAAGAUCGAUUCCGAAAUUUCUUGGUACGGGUUGACGAUCGUCCCUGCUAUCAGAGCCAGACCAACAGUCCCAGCUCCCCCGUCAACAUCAGCUGUGACACACCCACACGUGGACAAUAUGUCACUGUCCAGCUGCCAACAUUGGCCGGCUCACACUACAUCCUCAAUCUCUGUGAAGUGGAAAUAUAUGAGUGUGCUGACGGGAGUUUCGGGUCUGGCUGUAGUUCCUGGUGCUACUGUAGGAACACAUCUGAGGUGUGUGACAAAACCACUGGACACUGUGAGAGUGGGUGCAAGGAUGGAUACACUGGGACGGGCUGUCAGAAAACUUGUCCUGAGGGACGCUAUGGUUCUGGCUGCAUGGAGACGUGUGGACAUUGUACUGGAGGAGAUCAGAACUGUCACAAUGUGAAUGGGACUUGUAGACAUGGCUGCCAGGAGUACUGGAGUGGAACAUUGUGUAAAGCUCGUGAGUGUCACUGUACAAGCGACGGAUGUGAUGCCGACUUCCGGUGCCCAAGUGGCUGUCUCCAGGGCUGGUCAGGCCCCACUUGUCAGAGACGAAACAUAGCUCUGAACAGACCAACACAACAAAGCAGCACUGUCAAUGACUGUAAGUGGGCGGACACAGCCGCCAAGAGAGGCGUGUGUGGAGACAAGACUUCCUCCCUGGCUGUGGACGGUGUGGUCAGCAGCAGCUACUGGUCAGGGACAUGUACACACACGGCAACAGGCCGGACAUCCGCCGGGUGGAGUGUGGAUCUGGGAGAGACACACCUCAUCACCAAUCUGAAAAUAUUCUUUUCACAUCCAGGUCGAAUUCGAGGUUUCUUGGUACGGGUUGACGAUCGUCCCUGCUAUCAGAGCCAGACCAACAGACCCAGCUCCCCCGUCGACAUCAGCUGUGACACACCCACACGUGGACAACGCGUCACUGUCCAGCUGCCAACAUUGGCCGGCUCGGAGUACAUUCUCAGUCUCUGUGAAGUGGAAAUAUAUGAGUGUGCUGACGGGAGUUUCGGGCCUGGCUGCAGUUCCUGGUGCUACUGUAGGAACACAUCUGAGGUGUGUGACAAAACUACUGGACACUGUGAGGGUGGGUGCAAGGAUGGCCGUAACGGGACUGACUGUCAGGGACUGUGCGCUGACGGAAGAUUCGGGCCUGGCUGUAGUUCCAGGUGCUACUGUAGGAACACAUCUGAGGUGUGUGACAAAACUACUGGACACUGUGAGGGUGGGUGCAAGGAUGGAUACACUGGGAUGGGCUGUCGGGAAAAUUGUCCCAAGGGACGCUAUGGUUCUGGCUGCAUGGAGACGUGUGGACAUUGUGCUGGGGGAGACGGGAACUGCUAUGAGAUAGACGGGUACUGUACAGAUGGCUGUCAGGACAACUGGAGUGGAACAGUGUGUAAAGAGUGCAGUGACUACUGGUUCGGUGACCAGUGUGACAGGGAGUGUAGAUGUAAGGACGCUUAUGAAGUGUGUGACAAGAGGACUGGCCAGUGUCACUCUGGAUGUGAAGACGGAUGGACAGGACUGGACUGUCAGACACAAUGUGACGAAGGCAGAUAUGGUGACGGGUGUUCAGAAGCUUGUGGUCAGUGUGCAGGGAAGUGCAGCCCUGUAAAUGGAUCAUGUGAUCAAGAAGGAUGUCGUGAUGGAUGGAAGGGGCAGAGAUGUGACGACGUGUGCGCUGACGGAAGAUUCGGGCCUGGCUGUAGUUCCAGGUGCUACUGUAGGAACACAUCUGAGGUGUGUGACAAAACUACUGGACACUGUGAGGGUGGGUGCAAGGAUGGAUACACUGGGAUGGGCUGUCGGGAAAAUUGUCCCAAGGGGACGCUAUGGUUCUGGCUGCAUGGAGACGUGUGGACAUUGUGCUGGGGAGACAGGAACUGCGAUGGAAUAGACGGAACU
Messenger RNA from Haliotis rubra (blacklip abalone), 2586 nucleotides. RefSeq names its product multiple epidermal growth factor-like domains protein 10. Gene Ontology annotation, molecular function: scavenger receptor activity. NCBI's taxonomy places the organism in Eukaryota, Metazoa, Mollusca, Gastropoda, Lepetellida, Haliotidae. Gene Ontology annotation, cellular component: membrane. The transcript is spliced from 16 exons. Gene Ontology annotation, biological process: cell communication. The annotation marks the transcript as partial. The record is from RefSeq and is a predicted model, not a curated record.